This is a messenger RNA of Oncorhynchus nerka (sockeye salmon), 8332 nucleotides long. RefSeq names its product circadian locomoter output cycles protein kaput-like. Lineage: Eukaryota; Metazoa; Chordata; Actinopteri; Salmoniformes; Salmonidae. Gene Ontology annotation, biological process: circadian regulation of gene expression; regulation of transcription by RNA polymerase II. The transcript has 23 exons. The record is from RefSeq and is a predicted model, not a curated record. Gene Ontology annotation, cellular component: nucleus; cytoplasm; CLOCK-BMAL transcription complex. Bases 532 to 3210 code for a protein of 892 amino acids. Gene Ontology annotation, molecular function: protein dimerization activity; E-box binding; DNA-binding transcription factor activity, RNA polymerase II-specific.
ACCGCGGUAGGCCCUGCUGUUUAUCCAACUCUAGUUCAACCCAGCGCAGAAAAACAAGGAGCAGGAAAAUCCCGAUGAACAGAGAAGAUCCCCGAAGGAAAACAUCUCUUUUCUAGUCCAGUAACCAUAGCGGCUCCAGACGAACCAUGUGAUUGUUAGAGCAUCCGAUGUAGCUGUCAUGUGGUACAUCCACAGCCCAGCACGGCGGAAUGCUCAGCUCAGCAAGGAGCCGUUGACAACCGCUGGCCUUUGACAAAGGAUCCUCCCAGUGACUCUUGUAACUACCCCCCUCCCCUAGGGGGGGACACAGACCUCUGCCAUUCCCACAGUGCCUCCACAUUGGGUGGACCUUCAUCCUACACCACACUCCUCAUCCUCCCACAGUCUGCUAGACAGGAGAUUCCAUCUCUCACAGUUGAAGUGUACUUAUGAUAAAAAUUACAGACCUCUACAUGCUUGGUUCAUUCACAAAUGUCUACCUCACGAUUAAAAGGCCCCUCUCCAUAACUGCGACCCUGAACAGGCUACAAAAUGACUUCCAGUAUAGGCGGGGAUGACGCCAGCAGUAUCUUUGAUGGGUUAAUGGAAGAAGAUGAAAAGGACAAAGCAAAACGAGUGUCCCGUAACAAGUCUGAGAAGAAACGCAGAGACCAGUUCAAUGUCCUCAUCAAGGAGCUGGGUACCAUGCUGCCAGGCAACACCCGAAAGAUGGACAAGUCCACCAUCUUACAGAAGAGCAUCGACUUCCUACGCAAGCAUAAAGAAAUAGCUGCGCAGUCAGAGUCGAGUGAGAUCCGACAGGACUGGAAACCUCCUUUUCUUAGUAAUGAAGAGUUCACACAGCUGAUGCUGGAGGCAUUAGACGGCUUCUUCCUAGCAAUUAUGACAGAUGGGAACAUAAUCUAUGUCUCAGAGAGUGUUACAUCUCUACUGGAACAUCUUCCUUCUGACCUGGUGGAUCAGAACCUGUUGAACUUCCUGCCCCUGGGGGAACAUUCAGACGUGUAUAAAGCCCUGUCAUCUCACAUACUGGAGGGAGAGACGCUAACGCCAGAGUAUCUCAAGACGAAAAACCAGUUAGAAUUCUGUUGCCACAUGCUCCGAGGGACGAUCGACCCCAAAGAGCCUCCUGUGUAUGAGUAUGUUAAGUUCAUCGGAAACUUCAAGUCCCUAAAUAAUGUGCCUAACUCAACUCGAAACGGCUUGGAGGGGGUGAUCCAGCGGUCACUCCGGCCCGCUUUUGAGGACCGAGUCUGUUUUAUAGCAACUGUGAGAUUAGCCAAACCACAGUUUAUCAAGGAGAUGUGCACUGUUGAAGAACCCAAUGAAGAAUUCACCUCUAGACACAGCUUAGAAUGGAAGUUCCUCUUCUUGGACCACCGGGCUCCGCCCAUAAUAGGUUACCUGCCGUUUGAGGUUCUGGGUACAUCUGGAUAUGACUACUACCACGUAGAUGACCUGGAGACACUGGCCAAAUGCCACGAACACUUAAUGCAGUAUGGGAAGGGGAAAUCAUGCUACUACAGGUUUCUCACCAAAGGUCAACAGUGGAUCUGGCUCCAGACCCAUUACUACAUCACCUACCACCAGUGGAACUCCAGGCCCGAGUUCAUCGUCUGCACGCACACUGUCGUCAGCUAUGCUGAGGUGAGGGCUGAACAGCGCAGAGAGCUGGGGAUUGUUGAGGAGUCACCGCCAGAGAUCUCUGCAGUAGAUAAGCAGUCUCAGGACUCUGGUUCUGAGUCUCAACACCAGCUCAACACCUCCAGUCUGAAGGAGGCCCUAGAGGGCUUUGACCGCAGCCGGACGCCCUCGGCCUCCUCACACAGCUCCCGCAAGUCCUCGUCCCACACUGCCAUCUCCAACCCAGCCUCACCUAAGCUUAAGACAGACAGAGGUACACCGGGAUGCCAGUCCGUCUCUGCUAUUGAGAUGACAUCACAGCGAAGAUCAUCCAUCAGCAGUCAGCAAUCGAUGAGCUCCCAGCACACCCAGAACACAGGGCAGAACAUGACCCCAUCCAUGGUUCCACAACAACAACCGCAGCAGCAGCAACAACAACUGCAACAGCAGCAACCACCACCUCAACAGCAGCAGCUUCAGAUCCAGCCCAGUGUCCAGUUUUCCACCCAGCUGGAUGCAAUGCAGCACCUGAAGGAUCAGCUGGAGCAGAGGACCAGGAUGAUCGAGGCCAACAUCCAGAGGCAGCAGCAGGAGCUCAGGCAGAUCCAGGAAGAGCUCAACAAGGUGCAGGGCCAUGGCCUACAGAUGUUUCUCCAGCCGGGUACAAGUGGGCUGAGCCUGGGCUCUGUGCAGCUGGCACACGGGACCACCAUGCAGCCAGGGGGUGCUCUCACCAUGCAUGGCCAAGUGGUGUCUGCAGGCAGUCUGCAGGGCAGCACUCCACAGCAGCACACGGUCCAACAACAACCCCAGCAGCAGUCCCAGACCCAACAACAGAACCUGUUACGAGACACCAGCUCUGUCCUCUCACAGUCUUCAGUGCGGUCGACUCACUCUCUGCCGCCCCAGCAGAGUGCCCUGCCGGCUUCCCUAUACAACACCAUGAUGAUCUCUCAGCCCAACCAGGCCAAUGUGGUCCAGAUCGCUACCAGCCUGGCCCAGAACAGCAGCAACAACACAGCUGCCAUGGCAAACUUUGCCCAGGACCGCUCGGGACAGAUCAGGUACACGAUGCCACCAACAGGGUUCCCUGCUGGCUCUCAGUUGCUGACUAAGCUGGUGACUGGGCCGAUGGCGUGUGGAGCGGUGAUGGUCCCUACAACCAUGUUCAUGGGCCAGGUGGUAACAGCAUUCGCUCCUCAGCAGGGCCAGACUCAGACCAUCAGCAUUGCCCAGCAGCAGCCUCAGCAGCAGGAGCAGCAGGCUCAGUCUCAGGCCGAAGCCACACAGCAAGGGCUGGCCCAGCAACAAACACAGUUCCUCCAGGGCCCUCGGCUGCUCCAUGGAAACCAGUCCACCCAGUUGAUCCUGCAAACAGCGUUCCCACUGCAGCAGCAAGGAGCCUUCGCCAGCACACAACACCAGCAGCAGCAGCUACAACAGCAACAUCAGCAGCAGCAGCAACAACUCCAGCAGCAUCAACAACAACAGCAACAACAGCUCCAACAACAGCAGCAACAGGAGCAGCAGCUGGCCUCUCACAGGGCAGAUAGCAUGUCAGGCCGCUCCAGCACACAGCCCCAGUAACCUGGCAACGUCCGAUCAGACAUAUGGACUGAACCAAAUCUAUUUGUCUGUGUGAUGGGGUGAAGAGAUCGGUUGAGAAAGCAGUAUUGAGACUAUGCCUCUAAGACUACCCUGCUUCAACUUGGUCUGUAGAGUUUGUGAUGGAUGGAUCAAUAGAUGGAUCUCUGGCUGCCUGCACUGAACUCAUGAGCCACUGGCGCGUCAGAUAGAAAACAAUGCUGUGCUCACAGUGAGCACGGAGUUGCUCCGCUUCAUGGCCAUGCUUAGAACUCUUUCCCACAGAGACCUCCACUCUGUCGAGGUCCCCUCACCACUGUGACAGGGGCCAGUGCUUGUCCCCUACCCUGCCCUCUUGUUGUGUGUUCAGUGUGUGCUCCCGUCACCCUCACAGAUUUUAUUUAUGCAGGACGAUCCAGUCUGGAGCUUCAAUCAAGGCUUCAAAGAAGUCCUACAGAGAGUAGACAGACGCCUCGUUUGUUUUCUGGUUUUCUCAUAUUGUUUUUCAUGUCAAAGUAAUUAUGGGUCAGAAAAUAUUUUUAAGAAUGUCAUGUGGAUUGAACUUUUAUUGUACAGAACAAAAAAUAAUAUGUAAAUAUAUGGAAAAAAAGAAAAAUAACUAAUAUUUUAUAUGAUGCAUGAAAUUAAAAGCAUAGUCUGUUAUUUGUAGCUUUGAAUAUACCUUUUUUUCUAGUACUCUAUGAAAAAAAGAACCUAAACACGCUUAAUGGCUGAUCUUUUCACAGAUGUUCUUCUUCCCAGGGGCCGUGUGUCUUUUUGGGACCGUGGGUGUCUGUGUAGCUGAUGCUGCUGGUCAUGUCACAGUUUGUUUCAUCCUCUUCCUCACUUUCGUAGUUUUAAUAAAACUUCUCUAUUGAGAUUAAAAACAGAAAUGUUUUAAAGUUACAAUAUUUUUUUAGAAUAUAUAUUGUGGUCCAACGCGACAUGUUGAGGACUAAAUAGAUACAUGAUUUUACUCAGAACAAUAUUUUAAAUUGUAAAUAAAGCAAAGACCCAAAGUUUACCAAAAAUACUUUAAAUGUAUCCUAUGGAAAGCUUAUGAGCUCCUUAUUUUCUCUGCCAUCAUGCCUCAUAACAGUUGCCAUAGCUAUUCAUAAACAUUUUUUUACUUUUAAAAAGUCCUUAGUGUUUAUCUUUAGUUGAUUUAAAUAUGAGUGAGGCAUUAUGACUGUUUUAGUGUGGUCUCGUAACGCUCAUAGCAAUGCAUGCAAAGUACCUCUAGGUACAGACUAUACUAGUGCUUUACAAUACUGUACUUUUUUAGCCCUAAAGGCUUGUGUAGAAAAAUGAGUAUUCUCAUAAAUAUAUAUUCAAUUACGUUUUAAAUGGUCACAAAAAUUACCUUAAACUCAGAAAUGCAAUUCACGCAGUGAUAUUUCUGCACAUUAUCCUAUUUCUGCCGUUAGAAAUCUAGUGUCUGUUCUAUGAAUGAAAUGCAUCCCCUUAUGUUCCUACUCUCUCCUGUCACUUGCAACUACAGCAUGUUUAUCUCCUAUUAAGCUUUUUAUGGGUUGGCAAUGUCAGAACAAACAAACGAGUGAUAUCUCCCCUCUUUAGAACAUUAAAUGAUGGUGGAUCUCAUCAAAUAAGUGUUUGGACAGAAUGCCGCUAGCAAUUGUUGUGAUCUGAGUUCAUCUUCAUGUGUUAAUAAAGUGAGCUUGUCUGUUUUAUCUAAAGCCAGUCAGACAGUGCUGGAGGCAUUAUAGUGUGUGGUGGGAUGGGGAGGGUUACUAUUUUAACCAAGAGAUGCAAAUCUGAGCUGCUGGGGUCAUUAAAGUAAACAUAUAGCACUUAUUUAUACCUCUCUAACACUAAGUACCCCUUACAGACAGUAUUCUCCACUUCUCAGUUGUUUGAAUGGGAGAAGAGAAACUACAAAAAUGUUUCCUAAUGUGUACUAUGGCUAAUCCCAGUCCAGACAAGAAUAGAGCGAAUGCUAAGGCUAUUUGAUCCAUGGCCUAGAACACAAAUUACCUCUGAAAUAAGUGAAACUGGUGUUAGUUGGACCUUCCAAGAGAAUGAAUUGAAACAAUUCAUCAUACGGAUAACAGAUGUGGUAUGUUUGAAGUUUUUCUGCUCCUGCUCCUCUGCCGCUUCUGUCAGACAGUACUUAUCCCCAUGUAACUGUGUUAUACGGUGAUGGUUUGAUUGUCGUGCUGAUGGGGUGUCGCUUGCCAUGGCAAAUUUAAAACGAUGUUUGUUGAGUGGGGUCCUAUGAACUGGUUGUAAUGUACGUUGCCAUAAUAACUUCUAUAGGGGAUUUCCAGGUUUCUAUUGUAAAUGUUGUGGAGUGGGGCUCUUGGGGGUCGAGCCUCUGGUUUUCCAAGCUGCUCAUUUCCUGUCAGGGGCCUCUGUAGAAUGGCACUUUAGUAGUAGUCGUAUUGAAUGUUAACUAAUCCUGUCCCUUACCGUGACAAGUUAUGUUCAUCUCAAGAAAAAAACUAUUGCCAAACUAUUUAGUUAUGCUUGCUUGGGCAUUUCCCUCAUUCCUCGAUUUUCAGUGUGACAAUCCUGCAUCAUGUGGUCAGAAAGAAGUUAUUGUUUAAUUGGUAGCAUUUAUCUUUGUGGUCUAGAUGGCAAAAUGUUUUUAUUGAGGACUGUGUGAAACCUACAUUAUUUCACUUUUUAUUGGUGGAAGAAAAUCACAUAUCAAACCUCUCUGGUAUCAUAGCACAACACUAUGUAGAAUGUCUGGGCCCUCUAGGGGUCAUUUCCUGCUCCGGUCUCUAACAUGGCUGGCUGCUCCAAUCUACAGUGCAUUGGGAAAGUAUUCCGACCCCUAGACUUUUUUCCUAAUUCUGAUACGUUACAGUCGUAUUCUAAAAUGGAUUAAAUAGUUUUUUUCUUCCUCAAUCUACACACAAUACCCCAUAAUGACAAAGCAAAAACGUUUUAUUUUUUAUGUUAGCAAAUGUAUAAAAUAAAAAAUAGUACAUUUACAUAAGUAUUCAAACCCUUUACUCAGUACUUUGUGUGUACCUUUGGCAGUGAUUACAGCCUCGAGUCUUCUUGGGUAUGAUGCUACAAGCUUGGCACACCUGUAUUUGGGGAGUUUCUCCCAUUCUUCUCUGCAGAUCCUCUUAAGCUCUGUCAGGUUGGAUGGAAAGUGUUGCUGCAAAGCUAUUUUCAGGUCUCUCCAGAGAGUUCUAUUGGGUCCGGGCUCUGGCUGGGCCACUCAGAGACUUAUCCCAAAGCCACUCCUGCAUUGUCUUGGCUGUCUGCAUAACGUCGUUGUCCUGUUGGAAGGUGAACCUUCACCCCAGUCUGAGGUCCUGAGCACCCUGGAGCAGGUUUUCAUCAAAGUUCUCUGUACUUUUCUCCGUUCAUCUUUACCUCGAUCCUGACAAGUCUCCCAGUCCCUGCCGCUGAAAAAACUCCCCACAUCAUGAUGCUGCCACCACCAUGCUUCACUGAAGAGAUGGUGCCAGGUUUCCUCCAGAUGUGACGCUUGGCAUUCAGGCCAAAGACUUCAAUCUUGGUUUCAUCAGAACAGAGAAGCUUGUUUCUCAUGGUCUGAGAGUCUAUAGGUGCCUUUUGGCCAAAUCCAAGCGGGCUGUCAUGUGUCUUUUACUGAGGAGUGACUUCUGUCUGGCCACUCUACCAUAAAAGCCUGAUUGGUGGAGUGCUGCAGAGAUGGUUGUUCUUCUGGAAGGUUCACCCAUCUCCACAAAGGAUCUCUGGAGCUCUGUCAGUGAUAUCGGGUUCUUGGUCACCUCCCUGACCAAAGCCCUUCUCCCACGAUUGCUCAGUUUGGCCGGGCGGCCUGUUCUAAGAAGAGUCUUGGUGGUUCCAAACUUCUUCCAUUUAAGAAUGAUGGAGGCCACUGUGUUCUUGGGGACCUUCAAUUAUGCAGAAAUGUUUUGGUACCCUUCCCCAGAUCUGUGUCUUGACACAAUCCUGUCUCGGAGCUCUAUGGACAAUUCCUUUGACCUCAUGGCUUGGUUUUUGCUCUGACAUGCACUAUCAACUGUGGGACCUUAUGAAGACAGGUAUGUGCCUUUCUAAAUCAUGUCCAGUCAAUUGAAUUUACUACAGGUGAGCUUCAAUCAAGUUGUAGAAACAUCAAGGGUGAUCAAUGGAAACAGGAUGCACCUGAUCUCAAUUUCGAGUCUCAUAGCAAAGGGUCUGAAUAAUUGUAUUUUUAAUACAUUUGCAAAAAUGUCAAAAAACCUGUUUCUGCUUUGUUAUUUUGGGGUAUUGUGUGUAGAUUGAUCAGGAAAAAAUGUAAUAAAAUGUGGAUUAAGUCAAGGGGUCUGAAUACUUUCCAAAUGCACAGUAUGUUCAUGUACCUCAUGGCAAAACUGUCCCAGGCCCUUGUGUUUACAGUGCAGUAAGUCAGUCUGCUCGUCUCUGCUUUUUGAAAUUCACGCUUAGUGCAAAUGGUGGUCCCUGCUGCUAGGUUAUUGGUGGUGCAUUGCCAUGUACAGCAGAACUUAGCUGGUACUUCUUAUAACCACAAAGUUAUUGUCUUGCCAGUAAUGCAUAUCGACACAGAUUUAUUCAACACGUUGUACAGAAACUGUCCGUGGCUCUUACGUAAAGUUGUUUGGUCACUGUGAUUUUAUAAUAUUUUUUUGGACACAAAGUAAACCUGUGCCACCAAUGGCGUGAUAAACCUUACAGCUACCAGUACCGGGUCAGGCAGUGCAAUACUUGAAUGAAUGUAAUUCAAUAUCAAACGCUAACAUAGCUGUCUGAAGACGGUCAUGCAUAAAUAAAUGAAUAGUCGAGGAGGGCUUAGUUGAAAGUAUUUUAACAGAAAACAAACCUCAGAUGUUUCUAUGGCCAAGCUAGACCUCAAACGAUGAAUUGAGCGAGUAGAUAUAUAACGUCAUACACUGUAAUAUACUGCGUUCAUUGUGUAGAGAAGAAAGCAAAACAAAAAUCUACCCAAUGCAUUACCUCAAAUGAGAAAGGAAUUAAACAAACUGUGACUGUUGAUCUAAUGUACCCAAAACAGAACUCAUCAUGAGCUCAUCACGAGCUCUUGGUUAUGCAAAGGUGUACAGAAAUAUUUAAAGAAAUAACUAUUUAACAUCAUAUAUCCCCCCAUGUAAUUGGUUUCUUUUUCCCAAUAAAUGUAAUAAAUUCUCUGAAAAUGUGA